AUGAAGUUCUUCUCUGCUGCUCUCAUCGCGCUGGCCAGCAUCUCCUCCGUCGUCGCCAUGCCCAACCACGCCAAGCGUCAGUCUUCGUCGUCGUCGUCGAGCGCAUCCACUGCCCCCUCUCCUCUCACUCCCAGCACGACCGCCGAAGGCUCGCCGCUGCUGAUCCAGUGGGACCAAGCAACCAGCCAGGCCUGGAAGAGCAUGGAGAUCAAGCUCAUGACGGGCUCGAACCAAAACAUGACCGAGCUCUAUACGGUGGCUGCGGGCGUCGAUGGCACUUCGUCCGGAGCUGGCAAGCUUCUGUGGACUGCACCCAACGUCUCGCCCAACUCGGCCAUCUACUUCUUCCAGUUCACGCACGGCGGCGAGGACCCGACCUGGACGACUCGCUUCGCCAUUGCUGACACUACGGGAGCAGUGACUUCGCCGCCUUACGCCAAGCAGCCCGAAGGCCCCGCGAUCCCCUGGGGUCUGGGCAAGAUCGUCUCGGCUGCAUCUUCGUCCAACCCAUCAUUGGCGUCUGCCUCCGCCUCGGCUACCAGCGCGUCCGCUUCGGCCUCUGCUUCAUCUCUCAGCGCUAGCUCGUCUGCUUCGGCCAGCCGAUUGAGUGCGUCGGCGCUGUCUACGAGCUCGAGUCCCAGCUCUUCAGAGACGUCGAGCAGCUCGUCGUCCGGCUCGAGUUCGAGCAGCCAGAGGUCUUCGGCCUCGACCACCGCUCGCGUGGGGUCGGCUGCCAUGGUCGGCUGCGUCGUCGCUGCUCUCGCCGGUUCGCUGCUUGUUUGA
Molecule: messenger RNA, 783 nt
Organism: Sporisorium graminicola
Lineage: Eukaryota; Fungi; Basidiomycota; Ustilaginomycetes; Ustilaginales; Ustilaginaceae
Exons: 1
Coding region: 1-783 (260 amino acids)
Source: RefSeq, a predicted model, not a curated record